This is a messenger RNA of Oryzias latipes (Japanese medaka), 3021 nucleotides long. RefSeq names its product kizuna centrosomal protein (gene kiz). The record is from RefSeq and is a predicted model, not a curated record. Gene Ontology annotation, biological process: spindle organization. Lineage: Eukaryota; Metazoa; Chordata; Actinopteri; Beloniformes; Adrianichthyidae. Gene Ontology annotation, cellular component: centrosome.
CCACCGUAAACAGAACAGCCGCCCCCUUCCUGCCCCUUUUCUGACGUUGAGAGAUGGCAGGAUUGAGUUGCAGCGAAGACCAGUAUUAUAAAAAGGUUACAGAAAUUCAGCAAGAGAUUUAUGAAAGAGAAAAACGGAGACUGCAGCUGGAGAGGGAACUCUUUGUUUAUUCGAGAUCAGACAAAAGAAUCUCACAGAUAAACAGUUCCAAACUGCGCAGUUAUCUCAAAGAAAUCACUGACAGAGAAGUAGGAGCGAAAAUGAGAAACCUUGAGCUUCAGAGAGCUGCGGAGAGCAUAGAAAUUAGCAUGAGGGAGUAUCAUCCUGAAUGUGGCUCCCUGCAACAACAAAAGGCAGACUUUUUGAAAAAGAUUUCAAAAUAUAAAAAAGGAAAACAGAAACCGGCACCUAGGCAUGAAGCAUCAAAGGGUAUGUUUUUGUCCCCCGGUGUUCAGAAUGAAGGCGUGCACAUCCAGCAUCCAAAAAGCCACAUCUCUCAUCCAGGCAGGCAUUUUCCUCAGUCAACAGUGGAAACUUUCACGGACCACCAAAUCUCCAGAGACUCUGACAGUGAAACAGCCGACACAAGUGUUCGCUCGCACAAAGCGUUUCUUCGUUCACCCAAUCGCAGCGUGCACUCUCACGGACGUACACCAAGUGGCCUUUUGAAGGACUUCAGAGUUGGCGGAAAGGAUGGUGCCAGCAAGCAAACACAUUUAUCAGAUGACAUUUCAGGCUCAAACGGUUCCCUUGAUGGCUGUAAUUGGAGUAACAAACAUGAAAGAACGGUGGGGCUGCUCCCAUCUGUUCGUGCCUUAACAGGCGCAGCUGGCAGCAUAGCUUCUGGAAGUGAUGAUCAACAGGAAGCUUCACCUUUCGUGACCUUGAAGGGGUCGGAGAAGAAUCCAUCUCCGAGCAACGAUACCCCUAUGAGGCCUAAGCAUCCCCCUGCAGAAAGCAGAGACUCCCAAGAGGCUGUUCAUGAACCACUCAUAAUGGGAGAUGAACAGAGAGGUCUUGGUCAUUUGAUGUCUGAAACCACUUUGGAAAAAGAAGCUCAAGAGAGAUCAGGUACUCAUGAGAGUCUCAGUGCAUCAAGUUCUGAUGUGCAGUUAUCAGAAAGCAGUGCUAGUGACCUGACAUUAUCUCUGACACAAUCUGAGCUUGAAGACGAUGUUCCAGAUGAAGCAGAACUUGAAAGGGAGUCUUUAUUCGAAGGAAGGGAUCAUCACAAAGAGCAUUGUCUUCAAACAUCCCUCAACUCUAACGGAUCUAAUAACACAUCCCAGUUGGACAAUGAAUCAACAGGACCAGCGGUGACCUCAAAAGGUCUCUCCUUAGAGGGACUCUUUAAUCUGUUGGACGGCAUUGAAGGACGACUGCACGGUGAACAGACCUGUGUGUACAGGCACUCUACAAUUGAUGGAAGACAACUAGAUGAAAUGAUCAGCCUUUGUGACGAUGGAGCAGGCUUGAAUGAUGAGGACCUUGAAGCAUGUGGAGCACUCGUCCUUCGUGAGCUUCAGAGGUUGUCAUGGAGCACAGAGAAGGGCUGCCUGCUUCCACAGGAUGUUGUGAGCGCACAUCAGUCCAGCACUAAGCCUUAUGAAAUAAGUGCCAGCCUCCCGCCUAAUGCUGCUCGUCUGUGGGACCGCUGGUUCAAGCACGCCCUUGUGCUCAAGGAGCAUCGCGUCCUCAGCACUGAGCGCUUGGUCCAUCUGUUCACGCCGCUGCUGCUGCAGCGUCAUGCCACCUACAGCCAGCAGGCCAAAGUGUUGCUGAGGACACUUCUCUCCUGCUCCAAUGAGAAGAGACCCUCAGCAGACGACAAGAGUGACUUAUCUUCUUUGUGCAGUCCUUCAGCUGUGGCCGACAGAAAUGCAGAGCCUGUCGGAUCAAAACAGAAGCGGCAAAUCCAAGAACUACAAAGAACUGAAGAGGACAGCCCGGACGAAAGCUCUGUGGAAAGUGGUCCUAUUAGAGUGAAUAAUGGCCUCUUUUGCACAAUGGCUGAGGCAGGAUGAUCAAGGUGAAUCCAGGGUCAAAGUCCCACCUGAAGAGCUGCGCUAGUUCUCUGUAAUUAUCUCUGAGAAAACACUAGCCGUGUUUCCAGUCUUGUCUGCUGCAUUUGAGCAAGACACUUAAUUCGCUGUCCCAGCAUAAUGUGGUUGCUUUAAUUGUCAGGGCGCCAGGGUGGGCAGCGCCAGAGAUCUGUCGUCGGUUCUCAUUAUCUUCUAAACAAUACUCCGGGCAAGACUGGACUUUAAAAAUACUAGAUGUAACGGCCUCCUGGAAACAGUCGGCUUGCCCAUCCCUUGGCUGCACCUCUGAAAUGUAAAGCAGUCCUACGUUUGCCCAGAGCUCUCACAUAUCCAACUGGGUUUUUCAUGUAGCUGCAUUCCUAAGGUGCACAGCCAGCAAAAUGAGUCCAGUUUUCAAUCGCUGUACUUAAUCAAAAGAGUCAUAGUAGCUGUAAACAAAUAAAUAAAUAAUGACUAAAGCUUUUUGCAAGUGAAAGGAUUUUACUGUGCUGAGUGACAUCAGUGUCAAAAUCCAAUACUAAGAUCUGGGAGAACUGAUAGUAAUUACAGAGAAAUGCCAGCCUGUAGACCACAUGUAAAAACAGUGGCUGGCUAUGAAGUGAAGAAAGCUACCUAAAUGAAGGAGAUUGCUAUGCACUGUAAGAAAAGCACACUUUUGAGAAAAGUAGUACUAAAACUAUUCUAAAAGUUUCAGAUUUAGUCACUGAAUAUCACAAUUAUGUAGUAAGUUUGUAUGUCUCUAAAUCAGCUCCCAUUAAAGUCUCACUCUGAUUUAUUAUAAAAGUGCUCCCUGUUGACUUUCAAUUAUGAUUAGGCCAGUUUUAGCAAAAAUCAAGAAAACCUGUGUCGUUGUAGGCCAUAGUUUCUGCAGAGCGGCAGAAGUUCGUUAGAAAUUGGCCGCUCGGUUGUAGGCGGGACUGUUGAAGUCAAAUAAGCCCACCUCUUCUUCCUGUUAUCCAUCUGUUUGCACGCUCUCCCA